CCCUGGCGGGCGGGGAAGGCGCUAAACGUGCCGUAAAUUGUGAGGUUUUGUAAGUCAGAGGGAAGCGCCGUAAAGCAGUGUGGGGGUUGGUUUGACGACGCGUUUUGUUUGAGAGCUAUGGACGAGGAUAUCCUGACCACCCUCAAGAUCCUAAUCAUCGGCGAGAGCGGCGUCGGCAAGUCCAGUUUGCUACUACGGUUCACAGAUGAUACCUUUGACCCAGAACUUGCUGCAACAAUUGGUGUUGACUUCAAAGUGAAAACGAUUGCAGUUGAUGGAAAUAAAGCAAAACUUGCAAUAUGGGACACUGCUGGCCAGGAGCGGUUCAGGACCUUGACUCCUAGUUACUACCGAGGGGCACAAGGUGUUAUACUAGUGUAUGAUGUGACCAGAAGAGACACCUUCAUAAAAUUAGAAAAUUGGUUGAAUGAACUGGAGACAUAUUGCACAAGAAAUGAUAUUGUGAAAAUGUUAGUUGGAAACAAAAUUGAUAAAGAAAACCGUGAAGUAGACCGGAAUGAAGGCCUCAAGUUUGCAAGGAAACAUUCUAUGUUAUUUAUAGAAUCAAGCGCAAAAACGCGUGAUGGUGUGCAGUGUGCGUUUGAAGAACUUGUUGAAAAAAUUAUUCAGACUCCUGGCUUAUGGGAAAGUGAAAGUCAGAACAGUAGACUUAGGUUAUCUGAUUUGCCUGAUGCCGACAGUGGAGGCUCUUGUGGUGGAUAUUGCUCCAUGCUGUAAACUGUAAGACUUGUGAUGAAAUUAUUUCUUGCCAAUUUUAAACAAUUGGUUAGCUAUUUGUAUAAAUUCUAGAGUUGACAUUGCAGUUUGCACACUUUGCUCACAUCAUGUGAAAUAAUCCCCAAUAAUUUGCCUUAGGCCAGAUUAGUGUUAGGCAUGCAAUCUAGAGUUAGUAUUCAUAAAACAUUUUGCUUGUAAUGUCAAAAUCUCCUCGUAAUUUGAAGCAGUUACAUGUCAGAACUCUCUGCAACUAUUUUCAUCAGUGAGGGUCAGGGGUUCAUCUGUACGCGUUCAUAUGGUCUAGUUUCAUCGAGAAACAAUCUGCCCAUUGUAGAUGCGAUAUAUUUUCAUCCUUUGUUCAUGUUUUUUUCACACUUCUCUGUGAACUACUUAGGCCUUUCUCCAGCCCCCAACCUCAGAAAUGUUUCAUAUGGUUUGCGAAUUUUGGAGUGUAUGUGGUAUGUGUUGGGAACACUUUGGUGUUAAAAUGCUUCAAUAUAACUGAAUUUUCAUUGCUGUUAGUCUAGCUGAAUAAACAUCUUAUAAAUGCAGGAGAACAGUAAGCUUGUAUCAGAUGUUAAAAUAACAUUCUUUCAUUCAUAAACUGGUAAUUAAGACUGUUCUAAUAAAAUCUUGCUGAGUUUUUAAAAAGCUAUCACUUUAAUAGUUGUGCUAAACAAAUGUAUUCCAAUACACACACAAAUUGUAACUCCUAAAAUGAUAGGACUGCACAACUUUUAUAGCAUCCAUACCAUAAAACAAUGAAAAUUAGAACUGUUUUCAAAUUAGACGCCAUUCUAUGCUAACCAAAUGGUGGAAGCAUUUGGAAAAAUAAUUUGGAAACAUUUAUGACUUUUUCAGUUAGCUAAAUGCUAAACUGCACUUACUGUUUUUUUUAAUCUUCAAUGUAUGGGUAUACAUCUGAGACCGUUAUUAUAAAAGUACAUUAUUGAUGACACUUUGUAAGUAUUGUACAGAAAAACUACAAUAUUUUCUUUAAUCAUUGAGUGUUUUUAAGAAAUGCAAAUUGAAGGUUGGUUAGUAAUUGUAAGAUAUCUGUUGUUAAGUGUGUGGUUCACUUCCAGUAGUUGUUUGUUGCACUGUACACUUACUGAAAAUAGAAAAUCCAAAUUUGGAAGUGUAUUAUCAUAAAUGAGAUUUAAGUAAAUAAUCCCUGUACUAUUAAAUUUUAUUCUGAACUAAUAUGUAGAUGCAUUUUUGCUACAGAUCUUUGAAUAACCCAAAUAUUUGUUCAGAAAAUACUAAAAGCUUUGAGUUGGGUAGAUUGAAAACUGUAAGUUUAGGUGAUUGUUAUUGGGCAGCACCAUGGAAUCAACUACGUACCGACCCAUUCACUUAAUCUUCUUGAAAUCAACACUGUUGAGAUUUUAUUUCUGUAAAUGAAUACUACUGCAAAGUUUUCAUCAAGUUAGAUUUCAGAGCAUGCAACUGUAUUGAUGGUAACAUUAAAAUUGUGUGCUUUUUUAAAGUUGCAUUUAGUAAAUACAAAAUGUUAGAUGCUUCAAUGUUAUUUCAUUUGAACUUUGUACUUUAAUUGAUCAAAGAUUCGUACACGAUACAUUUUUCAAUAUAGUCACUGUGGCCUGUUUUGUAGAAUGUAAUAAAGUGUGAACAGGUUGAUUAGAAAAUAUCUAUACCUAAUCCUAUGUUUCAUUGAGUUUUUGUUUUGAAGGAACUGCCAAAUGGCUCCAAACCAUUAGCAGUUUUGUAAUUCAAUUUUCUUAUUAGAUGGCAUAUUUUCUGGCAAUCCUUUUGUCGUGAUGUAUCCUGUUUCUAGAAAUAACAUAAACAUAAUUUACAUGAUAUAGAA
This is a messenger RNA of Stegostoma tigrinum, 2569 nucleotides long. RefSeq names its product RAB18A, member RAS oncogene family (gene rab18a). The coding region runs from base 118 to 738 and encodes 206 amino acids. Gene Ontology annotation, molecular function: GTPase activity; GTP binding. Lineage: Eukaryota; Metazoa; Chordata; Chondrichthyes; Orectolobiformes; Stegostomatidae. The record is from RefSeq and is a predicted model, not a curated record. The transcript has 7 exons.